AUGAGCACUACACCAAGCCAGCUAGGAGCUAAUAUGCUCAGCGGGCUUUCUACGCAGCAAUUGGCUGCAUUAACUGGAGUGCUUGGUGGACAACACGGUUUCAACCAAGCACAAUUGGCUGCUCUCACAGUGCCUGGAGGUGUCGGCAUUGCGAAUACGCUCAGCGGCGGAAUUGUCACUGUCUCUCAACAGCAAGUGUGCACACCAGUGCAGCCAGCCGUAGCCGCUGAAGGCAAAAACAGCAUUAAUGCGGCACCGCAGAACGGUAGCGGAUCGACUGCGGAUAUUGCAAUCCCUUCACUUCCCUGGCCCAUAGUCUCACCAAUGAUGAGCAUUCCAUAUUUUGAUCUCGCUUCUUAUCGACUGGUGGACCUUGAUGUCGCUCCUAGUCGUGAUGCCAAUGGGUUCGAUCUUCCACUCGCCGACGUUACAACCCUCCGAUUUUUUUUUAACCUGGGGGUGCAGCAUUCUCGCUCUUUAGCAGCAACCCAGCUUUACCAAGAGAGAUUGGCUCAUGGCGGUGUGAUUCCGACUCUGUCAACAAGUGUCAGUCAGACUCCGCAAACAAGUCUUCCCACAGUCCCUCAGCUUGGGGGAGUGAACAUCCUCCCAUCACUUGUUAACCUGGGUGGCUCACGCGCAAUGGAACCGUAUCUUGGCCAGCUCAACAUUAUGAGUCCACAUGCACAGGCAUUGCUUAGGGAAGCAUCAUCACAUCAUAUGACCCAACAAGCGCAAGCUCUCGCCGCCAUUUCUUCUCGGUUACCAGAUCGCCAUCUGCCUGGCUUCGCUGGCUCUACGGUUCCUGUUGAUAUUUUUGCGAUGGCUGCCCAGCUUCCUAUCUCUGUUUCAGUGUCGGCCCCUGCCCCACAGCUACUUCGGCAGCCGAUUCUACCUAAUGGAGCUGCUUCUAUGUCGUCUAACACUUCCGCAUCGCCCUUAAAUUCGAAGCAAAUGCCACCGAACUCUGCUGCUACAGAACAACAGUCGUACUACUUGCAGCAGGCUCUUUCUGUAGUAGCAAAUGUCCAGACUGAGAAAACAGAAACGCGAAUGCACAUGCUACAACAGCAAGCAGGUGGCCUUGGAUUGCAUGCCUUUGUCCGGACAUCUCCAGAAGAGAUUUUGAAACCGGUCGCUCUGGGAGGUGGGAGCAGCGAUGCAGCUUUGUCUCCACGACCACCGCCAGUGGAUCCAAGUCCUCCACGUAUAAUAACGGAUACUGUUACUAGCAUCAGCGAAGGCACUCCUUUCACUGUAGUGCACCAGCAGGUGCGAGAUGAGUCACAAGUAAUUCCUGCACAAACAUCUCCACCUGCCUCACGUGAUCAAUGUAUGCAAAUACUAGAGAAAAACUAUAUCUCACGAAAUAAUACCUCUCCGCAAAAUCAGCGUGGGCUUGGUUCUACCACGCAGUUGGUAUCCAGAAUUACACCGCAAAGUAGUGCGCCAUCAACUCCUGUCUUGACAGCUGAUGAUGUGGUACCCGUUUCACAGACAUUAUUCCAAGUAUCAGAGCAGCACUUUACGGAGGCAUUUAAUGCAAGUCGCAAAAAGAGCAUCUCGCAUCCAAUUGGUAUCGCCCGAAAGGACAACAUCAAUACGCGAGAGGAUAGCGUAAACGCCGAGUGUUCUUCUAUACCCAGGCCUAACCAAGCUAUAGAUAGGAAAGAUCAGGUUGAGAAGCCGGCGUUGGCACCCAUUUUAAUGAUGACGUAUUUGAGCAACUGUAUGAACAACAUCAAAUCCACUCUCAACACAAAUGGGCUUCCUGUAGGACUAGAUGCCAAUGGCCGUGCUGUCGAUUAUUCUUCUCGUCCAAUAGAUCCAAUUUUUCAACAGGCGCGAGCUCGGAUGGAAAAUGCUCGUGAGUUUCGAGGAGUCUCACCUCCAAAUGCGAUCUCUCAGCUGUCUUCCUCUCGUGGCGCAGUUCUUGACGAUGGUACAGUUAUUUAUUUCACAGGUCCGAGAUUUUCCCCUCUAUCACUUGCUCCCAAAAUCUCUCCAUCUUCCUCUGUCUCUUCAAAGACAAGCACGAAUCCACUCGGAAUCAAUAGGGUAGUCCCAGAUGCGAUUGACGUGGAACGAAUUGAACACGGCGUUGCUGAUACAAACUCACCAGUAGGGAAACGCAUGCGGGUUGGUUCCGAGGAGAAUAGUCACUAA
Messenger RNA from Angiostrongylus costaricensis, 2166 nucleotides. NCBI's taxonomy places the organism in Eukaryota, Metazoa, Nematoda, Chromadorea, Rhabditida, Metastrongylidae. The record is from the annotation of a GenBank genome assembly.